Parnassius apollo (apollo) is the source of this 321-nucleotide messenger RNA. Lineage: Eukaryota; Metazoa; Arthropoda; Insecta; Lepidoptera; Papilionidae. The record is from the annotation of a GenBank genome assembly.
AUGAGGAGGCUGGAUGGAGUUUCUCAUGAAUUGAAACUGGUGAACGGCAGAUACUCGGCGGUAGCUUCGGUUACGUUGCUCGACGCUGACCUUCCUUCACCUGCGGAGUUUAUUUGCACUCUCCGAAUACCUUUAGCAAAAUACGCAGUAAAGAAAGAAGCAAUUUACUAUCCGGGGCCCAUCAGCACAACACCUGAGAUGCCGACAGCGGCUGACAUGCAACUCGCUGCAGCUAUUGGCUCUAAAGGAACAAACACGUGUAAAGUUAUAGCAUUGGUUUUGCUACCAGCUUUAGCUCAGUCAGUACUGGCAGUCAAAUGA